This is a messenger RNA of Daucus carota subsp. sativus, 1641 nucleotides long. RefSeq names its product transcription factor bHLH68. The transcript has 7 exons. Gene Ontology annotation, biological process: regulation of transcription by RNA polymerase II. The record is from RefSeq and is a predicted model, not a curated record. Lineage: Eukaryota; Viridiplantae; Streptophyta; Magnoliopsida; Apiales; Apiaceae. Gene Ontology annotation, molecular function: RNA polymerase II cis-regulatory region sequence-specific DNA binding; protein dimerization activity; DNA-binding transcription factor activity, RNA polymerase II-specific. Bases 444 to 1418 code for a protein of 324 amino acids. Gene Ontology annotation, cellular component: nucleus.
GAUCCAAAAUUUGAGUUUCUUCCUUUAGCUUUCCUAUCUUUUAUCAUUAAGUUGCAGAGAAUUGUUACCACCUUUUUUCAACCCCACUUUGCUGAUAAAGCUAAAGCUUAUACCAAGAGAAAAAAGGAAAGGAAGAAAGGAAAUUUCAUGUAAAAACAGAAAAGAAAAAGCUAGGAAAGGUAGCAAAGAAAUAGAUAACACAGAGACAAAUAAAGCUUCUCAAAACCCCAUAAUUUCAAACUCCUCUCUUCUCUUUCUCUCCUAAAUUAAGGACCUUGUGAGGUUCUUCAAGCUACUUUCUCUACUUAAUUUAAGAGCAGGAAGACCUCUCAAGUAACUUUAUAUCAACUUUUUUUUAGGAUCUCAUAUUAUACUUUAUUUAACCAAGUGAUUAGCUGAGGAAAGGGCAUCUGCUUUCAUAUGUUGUUGAUUUAAGGGGAGGGAUGAAUAAAAAUGUUGUUCAUCAGAGCUCACCUGUGCAGCAACUGAUGGCGGCUGGCGGUCCGAACUGGUGGAAUAUGAAUACUAUGAGGCCACAAAAUUCACCGGCUCCUCCACAACAUUCUUCGGUCUUGGCUCUUCCACCUCCUAAUCAAGUGCAGCAAUUUCCUUUGUCAUCUAUGUCAGCAUGGAGUGAUACUCAAGAACCUACAUAUCAGUCACUGAGCCAGCUCCUCAUGGGUGGAAUAAUGAGCGACGAGGAUAAAUCAGCUCUGAGCCAUAUGCAGAAACUGGACAUUCUGGAAGAACAGAUAUUACAUCAAGAAGACUCAAAUGGCUCCAAUUUUGCAGAUCAUGUAAAACAAGAGAACUUGACAAACCACUAUCAUCAUGUCUAUGGUACCACACCAACUACUAAUGCAGAAACUCAGCAGGUUAACAUAUCAAAACCUAGUUGGUCUCAUGUGAUGUCAGUCUCUUCUCCAACAUCUUGUGUUACCACUUUAAGUUCCAGUAACAUGUUGGAUUUCUCCAACAUAAAGGACAGUCGACAUCCACCGCCAGAUCGCUCAUCCGAGUGCAACAGCACAGGAAAUGGUGGGGCUGCGAAAAGAGCUAGACUUCAACCUUCUUCAUCAACACAGUCGUCUACAUUCAAAGUGAGGAAGGAGAAAUUAGGGGACAGAAUAACAGCCCUGCACCAGCUAGUUUCUCCGUUUGGAAAGACUGACACAGCAUCUGUAUUGUCAGAAGCACUUGGGUACAUAAGAUUCCUUCAAAGUCAAAUUGAGGCCCUCAGCUUGCCGUACUUGGGCAGUGCAUCAGCUGCCAACAACUCCAGGGAACAACACUCAGCCGAAUCAGUUGAAGAGGUAAAGGACCUUAAAAGUAAAGGGUUGUGUCUUGUCCCUAUAUCAUGCACCGUCCAAGUCGGGAGUGACAAUGGAGCUGAUUAUUGGGCUCCGGCAUCAUUCUAAGGUGGCGCCAGAGGCCCGGAUCUAAGUACGUACAGCACAAGAUCCUAGCUAGCUAGAGGAAGGAGAUGAUAUAACAUCAUGAGCAGUCACUCUGCUGAAAUUUUAAGGCUGAUUGCUCAUGAUGCUAUGCAUUGCCGCAAUUGUGUUUCUAAAUCAAUUUUUCUUUUUAAUUAUGUGUGUUAACUAGCCAGCUCCUUAAAUUCAAAUUCAUGUUGCAGCUUCA